UUUCAUUGAGUCUGACAUAAAUAAGAACCACACGUUGUGUUUAAUUGGAUGCGAGAUCUUGUCGUUCACUGCAAUCAUCUCUGGUCUGAGUCUUGGUUGCAUUGCCUUAGAGAAGUACAUUCGGGUCUUGCACCCUUAUUUGCAGACAGAGAUCACAACAAAGAGGUGUUUGAUUACUGUCGGGGUAAUGCUCAUCCUUGCUGGAGGCCUAUCAUUUUCUCCAGCCAUGGGAUGGAAUACUUUCACAGACGACAUGAGCGAUUCUUUCCGUUGUUCGAAAGUUAUAAUCUAUCCAUUGCCAUACGCAUUCUUAGUCGUUGCAUGGAUUUUGAUCUUGGUGGUAUUGACCACGUUUUGCUAUAGUCGAAUAUUCGUUACAGCGACUCGCCAACAGAAACAAAUAGUGAAAGAAAAUUCAAGAUUUGACGCCAAUCAGAAUAGAUCAGGAGGCAAGGAUGAUGGUUCACUAACACGACAGAAAUCCCAGACAAAGAAAACAUGCCGCGUACACCAGAAUUGCUCCAAGAAGGAUUGCCAUUUGAAAAUUGUAAAGACGGGAAUAAUGCUACUCGGACCAUAUUUUCUGACAUGGGUACCUAGUUUAACAUUGAC
This is a messenger RNA of Owenia fusiformis, 612 nucleotides long. Lineage: Eukaryota; Metazoa; Annelida; Polychaeta; Sabellida; Oweniidae. The record is from the annotation of a GenBank genome assembly.